CAAUUUCCCGAAGUACGUAAUAUCCACCACGUACCACCAUGUCUGAGGAGAAGCACCACCACAAGGACAACGAGGACAACCCUGUAACCUCUGCUUACGAAUCUCAGACGGCUUACGGAGGCGGCGGCUACAGCGAGACCACUGGUUAUUCCGUGGAGGGAGAGGGUGGCAGGUACAAGAGUGAGACCACCGAUGCGUAUGGCUCGGCUACUCCAGGCGGUGGCCGAUACACUAGCGAGACCACCGGUUAUGUUAAGGAGGAACACGGUGGCAAGUACAGCGAGACCACCACUAAAUCUCAUGGCACCACUGAGUCUUGAAUUGAUUACAAGAAGGAAGAGAAGCACCAAAAACAUCUAGAAGAACUCGGCGAGCUCGGUGCUGCUGCUGCUGGAGCAUAUGCUUUGCAUGAGAAGCAUAAGGCAAAGAAAGACCCAGAGCAUGCCCACAAGCACAAGAUCGAGGAGGAGAUCGCUGCCGUGGCUGCAGUUGGAUCUGGUGAGUACGCCUUUCACGAGCACCAUGAGAAGAAAGAAACCAAGGAAGAAGAGGAAGAGGCUCAUGGAAAGAAGAAGCACCAUCUCUUCUAAAUCCCAGCUUGUGAUGAUCUUCCUCAACAACGAACUAGCUCUUUAUAUAUGCAAUGUUGCAUGUUUAAGUUUGUUUUCGACUUUUCCUGAAGGAUCUGAUUUUUCUGUUA
Molecule: messenger RNA, 700 nt
Organism: Argentina anserina (silverweed cinquefoil)
Lineage: Eukaryota; Viridiplantae; Streptophyta; Magnoliopsida; Rosales; Rosaceae
Product: abscisic stress-ripening protein 5-like
Exons: 2
Source: RefSeq, a predicted model, not a curated record